UCUUUACCCUUUCCGCCUUUCGUAGUUAGUGAGCGCCUGAGCGAGCGUGAUGGAGAGGGGGGGAGAGAACGAGAGGGAGUACUAGCUGAGUAGUUGCUCCUCAGGUUUCUCCCUUCUCCUGCUCAUCCGUUUUCCUUCCCCUUGAUUAUUCAUUUGGAUUUGGUCGAUCUUUACAAGAAUUUCACCUUCCAAUUCACGAAUGAGCAUCGCCUUCCUUUGCUUGUGUCUCUCCCGAAUCCCUGCUGCAAAGAAUAAGAUUUAUCCAUGAACCACUUAGCUAUACUUAAUGAAGAAGUUAAACUACCUCUUUGAACCACUCCUGGACGUAGAGUCCUUAGCAUAAGAGAAAUCAACUGUCUUCGUUCCCUCACUCGUAUGGGGGGUGGGGGCUUCUUUAGACUCAAAUCAUCCAAGGAUGAGUUUUGGUUAACUUAUGUUUAGUAUUGAUUGCUUUAGCUAAAAAGGGAAAAUUCUUAAUUGUUUUACUUAACGACGGUCGUCAAAGGUAAUUGGAACUUUGCUAACUGAGUCUGCAUCAAUUCCCUUUAUUUUUUUCCUUGCACAUCAAAGUAGAUUCUUUUGAGUCCUUGAACACAUUACAAGUCAAACCUAAUUUACACCAAUGAUUAUAUUCAUUCAUUGGGUAAGAUUUUUUGCUUCAGCUUUCUAUACGCUCCUUACACGGUUUUAGGAGACAGUGACUUUGAUUUAGUACUCUUCUCCUUUUUUUGUCCUUGACCUUUCAUUUCACUUUAUUUACUUUUAUGUUCUUGACUCUUUCAUUUCUUAUAAACAUUCUGAGCAACUUUUGUGUUUAGGUUAGAAGAAAUGAAUCAGUUGCAAAAUGGGAGCGAGAAAACAAUGAUUCUUGACAACUGGAUCAAUUCACCAUCUAUCGAAGAAGGCAGCAGUCUGGGUUCACAAUGUGGUGGAAACCAGAUUCUGAAAAGGGGACCUUGGACUUCUGUAGAGGAUACAAUUUUGGUUGAUUAUGUUAAAAGACAUGGUGAAGGAAAUUGGAAUGCUGUUCAGAAGAACACAGGUCUUUUUCGAUGUGGCAAAAGCUGUCGUCUACGAUGGGCUAAUCAUCUCAGGCCAAAUCUAAAGAAAGGUGCUUUCACACCACAGGAAGAACAGUUGAUAAUUGAACUCCAUUAUAAGAUUGGAAACAGAUGGGCUCGUAUGGCUGCCCUUAUGCCUGGGCGAACGGAUAAUGAGAUAAAGAACUAUUGGAACACCAGAAUAAAAAGAUGCCAACGUGCUGGUUUGCCUCUGUAUCCUCCUAAUAUAUGCUGUCAAACCUCUGAGGAAAAUCAGCAAUACAAGAAUGUCAGUGAGUAUAAUAUGUUCAGUGAUAAACCUCCCAAUGAUGGCCUUCAAGGGAACAUUUUUGACAUUCCUGAUAUCGAUGAUUUUGUAAGUGACAAUUUCUUUGCCAAGCACGGGGCUUUAUAUAGCUCACUGUCCUACUCAGAUAUAGCAGUUAGUAGCAUGCUCCAUCACCGGUUUGGAUCCCGAAACAAUAUUUCACAAAGUCCAGGCGUGUGUUGCAUGAAGCAACUUAGAGACACUGAGAAGCAAUGUGCUGGCUUCUCUGGUAGCAUCUCCGAUGAAUAUUCUAAGUUUGAACAAAUUAUGGUCGAACCUUUUGCAAAAAAACAGAGGACUUUCAUGGUAGGUUAUCCCUGUGAUCCUGAUCUCAGGAACAAGGGCCUACAAACUUUUGAAGGUGCAGAUCCUGGUGGUCACGCCCUUCUAACUGGCACAUUGUCUGCUCCUAGUCCUAUCCUUGGGACUUUGGAGUCGGAGCUCCCUUCAUUCCAAUACACAGAAACUGAUGCUAGUUGCUGUCUUCCAUGUCCAUCGACUCUCAAAGCAAUUGAUGGAUAUGCUGUAUCUCCUCCAGCAGCAGUCUCAUUGCAAGCUGACUGUUUUUCCCUAAGGAAAAGUGGUCUACUGGAAGCAUUGGUACAUGAAGCACACACAAUUAGCAAUACAAAGAUAGAACCAUCUACCAUGAAGAUCAAUGCAGAUGUAGCGCAAAGAAGUGUCAGUGAAACAAACUUGGUAGAACUCAGUAAUCCACCUAUUUCUGUUUUGGGCCACACUGUUGUUUCUGUCUUAGAUGCAAGCACCCCUCUGAACAGUGGGGGCUCAUUAUGUGGGUUGGCACAUCUUAAUCUUCCUUCAGUUUCUGCAGGAUCAAAAAGCAUAGAGACUCAACUUUUUUCUCGUCCAAAUGUUAGAGAAAAUGGUCCUUCGGUUCCUAUAGAUUUCUCAAGACCUGAUGCUUUACUUGGAUCUAUUUGGACUGAACAUGGUUCGCACAGCGCCAAAGAGUAUUGUGUUCCGAAUGAUUCCUUAUCGACAUUCUUAGGAUCCAACAGUGACCAAUAUGUACCUGCUGUCACAUCAUCUGCCCUCAGGCAGGGAGAUCGACUGGACUCGUUCGUACCCAGGGACUUGUGUGCCUUUUGCAUGUCAAAUGCCUUGAUUUGAGCAAUGUCUUGGUUACGUUACUUCCCGAGAGACGAUACAUAUUUCUUUUCUGUUUUUAUCUUUACUAUUUGGGGUUAAUUUCACUAGUAGAGCUGUUGUUCUGAAUUAAAUGAUCUAUAGUUUGCCUAGACUAAAUGACUAUAAACCAUCAGUUAUGUAUAUAAUCUCGUUCCAGUUUAAAAAGAGAUCGAAAAUGGAG
Molecule: messenger RNA, 2698 nt
Organism: Zingiber officinale
Lineage: Eukaryota; Viridiplantae; Streptophyta; Magnoliopsida; Zingiberales; Zingiberaceae
Product: transcription factor GAMYB-like
Exons: 4
Coding region: 829-2499 (556 amino acids)
Source: RefSeq, a predicted model, not a curated record